This is a messenger RNA of Striga asiatica, 1427 nucleotides long. NCBI's taxonomy places the organism in Eukaryota, Viridiplantae, Streptophyta, Magnoliopsida, Lamiales, Orobanchaceae. The record is from the annotation of a GenBank genome assembly.
AUGGAUGCAUACCAGAAAAGGUCAACUUUGACCAAACUGUUUCCCAUGUCACCUCAUAUUGUCCUGACAGGAAUGGAAUAUCAAGCACAAGAGCCAAAGACUGCCACAAAAGGCGAAAGCUACGAUGCCUAUUUCGAGAUCGUACAAAGCCGAAAAAAGCUGCCCCACAAUCUACAGGAGUCCCUAACUGCCUCUUUUGCCAGAAUUCCGGUUUCGUCCUUCCCUAAAGUCGCCGGCGGUAAAGUUAUUGAAAUUUAUGCCGACACGUUGAUAAUCAACGCCGUGAAAAUACUGUCGGAGUCGAACAUACUCUCGGCCCCGGUGGUGGACCCCGACGCUCGGGACAGCAUGGACUGGCGGAGGAGGUAUCUCGGGAUAGUCGACUACUCGGCCAUCAUCCUUUGGGUACUGCAGAACGCGAUGGGGAAGGACGCCCCGACCGCGGCCGGGGAGCUUGGCGAGGAUUUCUACAAGGUCAUGCUUCACGAGGAGCCCUUUAAGUCGGCCACGGUGAGGUCGAUCUUAAAAUCUUAUCGGUGGGCCCCAUUCGUGCCUGUGGCUCCCGACAGCUCAAUGCUGAGCGUCAUGUUACUGCUGUCAAAGUACAGGUUACGUAACGUGCCAGUGAUCCAAACGGGUCGCCCGACAAUCGAGAACUUCAUAACUCAAUCGGCCGUUGUGCUUGGCCUUCAGGGAUGUAAAGGCAGGGAUUGGUUCGACUGCAUUUCGCACCACUCGUUAGCCGAGCUCGGGCUGCCCUUUAUGUCUCCUGAUCAGGUUGUGGGGGUUAGGGACGACGAGUUAAUUCUUGAAGCGUUCAAGAAAAUGAAAGAGAGGGAAAUUGGAGGGCUUCCGGUUAUGGAAGGUGAGUCAAGGAAAAUCGUGGGCAACAUAAGCAUAAGGGAUAUUAGGUUCUUGAUGCUCAAACCCGAGCUCUUCUCGAAUUUCAGGGGAGUUACGGUGAAGGACUUCAUACAGAUGGUUAGCUUGGCAACAAACGACCCAGGGAGGACAGUAACACCGAUAACGUGCAAUCCCGAGUCGACACUUGGCAGCGUGAUAGACACUCUUGCUUCCAGAGGGGUCCACAGGAUCUACGUGGUCCGCGACACGGGCAACGAGGUUCUUGGCGUGAUCACACUCAGGGACGUCAUCUCGUGCUUCAUAAACGAGCCCAAAAACUACUUUGACGACUAUUUCGGCUUCUCAGCUCAAGAGAUACUGAGCCAGUGAUCUGUUGCUUUGAAAUAAAGACAUAAGGAUAAAUUUUCCUUUUUCUGUUUUGUUCUGUUUUUUUGCUUUGCUGUUGCUUUUGAAAUGAAGGAAAAUUAUAUAUGUUUCAACCAGGUGACUAUCUUGGAUUAGUUUUUGAGUUUUUUGUGGGAAUUAAAUCACUUUUAUAUAUGAAACUUGUUUGUUGAUUGAUA